Molecule: messenger RNA, 2330 nt
Organism: Westerdykella ornata
Lineage: Eukaryota; Fungi; Ascomycota; Dothideomycetes; Pleosporales; Sporormiaceae
Product: DUF726-domain-containing protein
Exons: 2
Source: RefSeq, a predicted model, not a curated record
CUCCCACACCACCAUCAUUGACCCGUUGCAAAUUCUAAUAAACACACAGCUUCUAUCGCUAUACUCUUGUAUUUUAUUUUCUGUCGUAGAAAUGGCCACUUCGAAAUUGUUCAGGCGCGCUCCAUGUCCGCGGCUUUCCCAUGACCCUAUGUUGGCCCCUUCCCAAAAGGGGCGAAGCGCGCAGUCUCACCUCCUCAGGAGAGACAUCAAAUGCCGGCUCAUCUCUUUCUGCUAACAAUGCAGAAGGAUAAUUUGUAAUCGAUCCAACAUGGUGUUGUACAAAGUCGCGAGCGUCAUCACCGGAACCGCUUCUGAUGCGUCCAAAGCCGAUGAAGGUGCCUCCCUCACAACGGUCCUCGAAACUCCCGCCCUCCGUAUAGAACUCGCGCUUCUCAUACUCCUAUGUACCGAUUCUAUGAGACACGAGCUGCGCGCCACCUUUGACCCCGAUCAGACUCACGAGCCGAAGACGUCCAACACAGCUUCUCCUCCACCGUCGCGAAGUCCGGUGCACGACCUGAUAAGCUUCGAUGGGCCGCAAGAUGAGACAUCGCUCGUCGCGGAAAGGGGAAGGAGCCGGCGCCAGAACGAGACUGAACGUCCGGAGAUGCAAGCUUUACGCCGGAGUGCUCUCACGUUCUUCGAUAAGUGGCGUGCCGGCGUCCUCAAUCGGGUCUGCGAAGUCCUCUGCUUGCGGAGCGAGGUAGUAAAACAAGCAAAGAUGAGGAGAGCGCGGGAUAGGGAGAACGCCCAGAGGACGAAAGAAGGUACGGCGCUGCUGAUUGAUCUUGGUAUUGAUCCUUUCGCCAAUUUCACCUCCGCCAACAAACAUGACGAGAAGUCUGGGUUCUAUGAGCGCAUCGACAACAAAAUAGCCGGUCUAGAGAAGGAGAAACGGAUACUGAUACUUCACUGCAUUUUGCUUCUCCUUCUAAGCUUGUUGGAUUAUCCUGCCCAUUCGCGCAUUCUGCUCCUCCGUUUGGCUUGCAGUUUGGGGAUUGAACUUGAUACUGUUGCCGAACAUGAAAAAUCGGUUGCUCAGGGACUCCUCGCAACCGUUGCCUCUCGAAUGGAUGCGGAAGAAGCUGCUAAGAAGCAAGCCUCACAGGACUCGGCCACGAAUAAGUGGAAAAUCGGGCUUGCUGCUGUAGGCGGAGCUGUGCUUAUCGGUGUCACUGGAGGUCUUGCUGCGCCACUGCUGGCUGCCGGCGUUGGCACUGUGAUGGGCGGUUUAGGCCUCGGCGCCAUAUCCGGCCUAUUAGGCACGCUUGCCGGAAGCUCUGUGCUCGUGGGGUCACUGUUCGGAGCCUAUGGUGGGAAGAUGACGGGGAGGUUGAUGAAGCAGUAUGCCCGCGAAGUGGAUGACUUUGAAUUCAUCCCGAUUCAAGAUCCGAGCCGUCCAUCUGUACAGGGUGCCAGCGAGUGGUCAGACGAGGAUGAGGCUCGCGACCCCGCGAAGAGGGAGCAGCAUAGGCUCAGAGUUUCCAUUGGCGUAAGCGGAUGGCUGAACUCCCCGUCAGAUGUCAACAAGCCUUGGGAGGUCAUCGAUAGUACGGGCACGGAGCCCUUCUCCCUUCGGUUUGAACUGGAAUCCAUGCUUCGCCUGGGCAACUCGCUCAACGAUGUCCUCUUCAGCUACGCCUGGGAUGGCGUGACAUAUACCGUCGUCAGCCGUACGCUUCUUGGGGCACUGUAUGCCGGACUGUGGCCGCUUGGACUUGUCAAGGUCGCCAGCGUCCUCGACAACCCGUUUUCCGUCGCCAUCGCACGGGCAGACAAGGCCGGAAAGGUUAUGGCGCGGGCUCUCAUUGACAAGGUGCAGGGCCAGCGCCCAGUUACCUUGAUCGGGUAUUCCGUCGGAGCUCGAGUGAUCUAUUCAUGCCUGAAGGAGCUCGCUGAGCAGCAUGUGUUCGGGCUUGUGGAAUCAGUCGUUCUCAUGGGUGCGCCAGUACCCUCUGACAGCUUCGCGUGGCGGCAGAUACGAUCUGUGGUCGCAGGACGCGUGGUCAAUGUCUAUAGCACUGAAGAUUACAUUCUGGGUUUCCUUUACAGAUCUACCAAACUCCAAAUGGGUGUAGCUGGGCUCCAGGAUGUAAAGGAUGUUCAUGGCAUAGAGAGCUUCGAUAUGAGCAAGCUCGUUUCUGGACAUGACAAAUACCGCUAUCUGGUUGGCAGUAUACUGGUCAGGAUAGGAUUUGGGGAAGUCGACUUCAACAAGGCCGCCGAACAAGAACGUGCGCUGGAGAUGGCUGAGCGGAAGAAGGAACAGGUUCGUGCGCAAGUCCGCAGACACAAAAAAGACAGCCAGCAUGGAGACCCAUCCUCGCAAG